CGGUGCUGCCCGGUGCGGCCCCGUCCAGCCGCCGAGCAAGGAUGCUGGUGAAGGCGGAGGUCCUGGCGCCGCCCGCCGAGGACGAGCUGCUGCUGCUGGGGCUCGGCUCGCCCGCCCCCUCGCCCUCGCUGCCGUCCAGCGCCGAGGAGGAGGAGGAAGAGGAGGAGGAGGAGGAGGGGCUGCGCGCCGCCCCGCCGGCUCGCCCCGUCGAGGCUCCGGGCGGCCGCGGGCUGCGGCGGGCGGAGGGGAAGCGGCGGCCGGGCCGGUCCCGCGGCGCCCCGCGGGCGGCGCGCACGGCGGAGACGGCGCAGCGCAUCAAGCGGAGCCGGCGGCUCAAGGCCAACAACCGCGAGCGCAACCGGAUGCACAACCUGAACGCGGCUCUGGACGCCCUCCGCGACGUGCUGCCCACCUUCCCCGAGGACGCCAAGCUCACCAAGAUCGAGACGCUGCGCUUCGCCCACAACUACAUCUGGGCGCUCACCGAGACCCUGCGGCUGGCCGGGACGGCGCGGCUGGGCCCCGAAGGGGCGGCGGCAGCGGCGGUCCCCGCCGAGGGCAGCCCCUCGCCCGCCUCCUCCUGGAGCGGCGGCGCCGCCAGCCCCGCGCCCUCCGCCUCCCCGUACGCCUGCACUUUAUCGCCCGCCAGCCCCGCGGGCUCCGCCUCGGAUCCCGAGCACUGGCCGGGCCGCUUCGCCCCGGGGCCGCCGCUGCCCCGCCGCUGCCUCUAGCCCGGCCCGGCGCUCCCGGGGGCUCCCCCGGGGCGGCGGCAUCUGCCCGCUUCCCAGGGCAGGGCGGGCUGUGGGAACGGCACCUGCCAAACCAAACUUUCCGCCUCUCUCUCUCUCUCUCUCUCUCUCGCCGAUGUGCACUUUGUCCAGUUUUCCCAGAUCUGUCACCGCGGGGCUUUUGUGUGUGUGUCCCCCCCUUUCCCCGCUCCCCUCUUUGCCAUCUGUCCCUUAUGAUUUAUAGACGGGAGGGGGGUGCAAAGCGAGGGGAAAAAAAAAAAAGUAAAUUGUUUUGUUAGGGGUCCAGGUUAGAAGUCAUUGUAUA
Prinia subflava (tawny-flanked prinia) is the source of this 1053-nucleotide messenger RNA. RefSeq names its product neurogenin 2 (gene NEUROG2). Gene Ontology annotation, biological process: forebrain development; axon development; positive regulation of transcription by RNA polymerase II. The record is from RefSeq and is a predicted model, not a curated record. Gene Ontology annotation, cellular component: nucleus. Bases 42 to 731 code for a protein of 229 amino acids. The transcript has a single exon. Gene Ontology annotation, molecular function: DNA-binding transcription factor activity, RNA polymerase II-specific; E-box binding; protein dimerization activity. Lineage: Eukaryota; Metazoa; Chordata; Aves; Passeriformes; Cisticolidae.